Messenger RNA from Dibothriocephalus latus, 351 nucleotides. NCBI's taxonomy places the organism in Eukaryota, Metazoa, Platyhelminthes, Cestoda, Diphyllobothriidea, Diphyllobothriidae. The record is from the annotation of a GenBank genome assembly.
AUGGGAGCUCCUGAUUGGUCCUUCUCUCAUAUCGCCCUUGCAUGUCCUUUCGUACUUUCCACAUGCACACUUUUUUCGGGUCUAAUCUUCCGUUUUUUUUGCGCACAAAAGGGUGAAUCGCAGAAGAUUGUUCACCUGCUGACGGAGUUCCAGUCCGCCUACGUGGAGCAGAAUCCGGCUCGUGUUAAGGCCCAGUUUCAGAACCCCGACUCCGUCAUGAUUCUGGCCUAUGCCAUCGUCAUGCUGCACACAGACCUCUACAGCCCCAGCAUUCGUCCGCAAGCAAAGAUGACAGGACAGGAAUUUGUGAAGAAUCUGCGCGGUAUUGACGAUGGUGAGUGUCGCCGGUAG